This is a messenger RNA of Melanaphis sacchari, 2874 nucleotides long. RefSeq lists its product as uncharacterized. The coding region runs from base 79 to 2544 and encodes 821 amino acids. Gene Ontology annotation, biological process: monoatomic ion transmembrane transport; chemical synaptic transmission; nervous system process. Gene Ontology annotation, cellular component: neuron projection; synapse; membrane. The transcript has 18 exons. Lineage: Eukaryota; Metazoa; Arthropoda; Insecta; Hemiptera; Aphididae. The record is from RefSeq and is a predicted model, not a curated record. Gene Ontology annotation, molecular function: extracellular ligand-gated monoatomic ion channel activity; transmembrane signaling receptor activity; neurotransmitter receptor activity.
UGGCAGUCACAACAUCGUCGACUACGGUCCACCGAAUAUUUUCUUUUGCGGUUUUCAGUAUUGGCAUUGCUAUCAGAUAUGAUAGGCUAUCUACGGUUGAGAUUGAUCCUGAUAACUUUAGCCGCGUACUGUGCAGCCGACGACUCAAACAAUUCAGGACUACCAGAUGAAAACAUUACAGCUGGAUACGAGUUGAGAAAACAACUGUUGAAAAAUUACGACAAAGUAGUGGUGCCGGCUACAAACAAGAAACUCGUUCAUAUGAAAAUUAACACUGCAUUCAACAGCGUGGAAUUGAGUUACGAAAAGUCUCAUAUGGUAAUUUACGCCUGGUUAAAAAUAACGUGGAAUGACGAACGACUGAUAUGGAAUCCGAGCGAUUACGAUAAAAUCAAUUACAUACCAAUAGAACACCAUGAAAUUUGGCAUCCAGACAUUAUGGCCUACAACAACAUAGACGACAAUGCCAUAGAGUACAGACACCCACUAAGUCUCGUGAAAAACACCGGAGACGUAUUAUGGGUACAGCCCGUGAAGUUCAAGAUACACUGCCAAGCCGACAUGACCCAUUGGCCAUUCGAUACGCAGACUGGAGUGUUAAAAGUCGGAUCAUGGGUGCACAGCGCAAAAGUGAUAAAUCUGACAGACACUACACACGAGAUCGAAAUCGUUAGCCCUCAUUCGGAAUGGCAAAUACUACAAGUUUCUAGUGAGAAAAUGACAAAAUUCUAUUCGUGCUGCCCGAAUGAACCAUACAACCACAUCGAAUACAACAUCACCAUCAAUCGGAAAACUAAUCAUUAUCAUUCGGUUGUUUUCAUACCGGCGUUAUGUACAGCUCUGUUGAAUUUACUGGUGUUUUGGCUUUCGCUAGAUGACAGAAGUAAAUUGAUAAUGAGUCUAUUUAACGCAUUAAUUGUUGUCGUCAUUCUACAAAUCCUAUACUCGAAAAUACCUUUGAUAUUAUCCACUGUCCCAUUAAUUGCUACAUACUACACGUACAAUCUCGGAUUGAUAGUUUCUACGGCUAUAAUAUCAGUGAUAAUGAAAAAUAUGACGAUAACAGGGAAACCUCUUUCAAAACCAAUUUCAAGCAUCGUUCAAUCCAAAUUUAUAGAAUUCCUGACAAUGGAGGAACCGUCGUUGAACAAUCGAACUCAAAACGAAGGCAAAGAAAUAGAUUUACAAUACAUAGAGUUUGACAAAAAACAGGCAUUUGCUAAAAUAAUCGAUAAAAUAUGUUUUAUUAUAUUUUCAGUUAUUUAUGUUAUUCUCCUAUCACGCUUUUUAACAAUGUUAAACACUUGUCAUAUUGGAUUAUUCUUAUUUAUAGCUAUACAAGCUGUUACACACUCGUGGGCGUUUGGCGCAAUCCAGUCAAUCCAGUUAUUUAAUCACAAUUCAACAGUAGAAAAUAUUUUGAGAAAACAAAUUUUUAAAAACUAUGACAAAGUAGUAAAACCUGACUCCAAGGAUAAUACCGCUUUAGAAGUGAACAUGAGAAUAUUGAUAAAAAGUGCAGAAUUGAAUUAUGAAAAAUCUCAAAUGAUACUAAGCACAUGGUUCAUAUCGAACUGGGUCGAUAAUCGGUUAGCUUGGAAUUCGAAUGAAUACGAAUAUUUAAAUUCCAUAAUAGUCGACCACCGUGAAAUCUGGCACCCGGACGUCAUGGCAUUCAACAACGUCGACGCAAACAUGGAAGAUGAUCGGACGCACGUUAAUAGCGUGGUAAACCGAAACGGUGGAGUGAUAUGGAUUGAACCGGUACAGUACACUAUACACUGUAAAACAGACACGACGAACUGGCCUCACGACACACAGACUGGAGUCUUAAAACUCGGGUCGUGGUUGUACUUGGGCAGAGAACUGAACCUAACCAUCGACGGUGAUGAAGGGGUGGAAGUGUCAGCCAGCGCGCACACUGAAUGGGACAUCCUUAACGUUUCUAAGGAGAGGCACGCCAGGUACUAUCCUUGCUGUCCAGACGAACAGUAUAUCGACGUUGAGUACAACAUUACCGUCAGGCGGAAAGUCCAUUCCUAUAAAUCAGUCAUCUAUUUCCCUGCACUAUGCAGUAUUUCGUUUAAUUUACUAACAUUUUGGCUCCCGUACACCGACAAUCAUUGUAAGUUAUUUGUGAACCUGUUCAACGCGCUGUUCGUCACUCUAGCCAUUAUGGUCGUGUACUCAAAAGUGCCAAUCGUUACUUCCACUGUUCCAUUGGUUGUUGUUUACUACACUUACAGUUUGGCACUUAUCACCGUCACCGCAGUGUUAUCCAUGGCUCUAAGAUGCAUGUCCAAAGUGAACAAACCACUGCCGCACGGGAUCACUUGGUUUCUUCAUUCCGGUUACCUGGUGUACUUGGGUAUCGAGAUAAACGAUUCGCCGUCCGAUUGCCAUAUGCUCUGCGAAUCCGAAGAAAUGAUCGCACAGACCGCUGAUUUAAACGAGAGACAUAAACUCGCCAAGGUGAUCGACAGGAUAUGUUUCGUGGUGUUCGCAUUCGUCUAUUUGGUUCUUCUAUUGCGGUUCAUGCCUUAGACAGACGCUGUAUCACUAUAAUAUUCUUAAUACGCACACGAUUCUUUUAAGGUUUCAACAGUGCCUUAUCAAUUAUAUACUUAUUAAUUUUUUUUUUUAAACUAUAUUUAUCUACCUACCUACUUAUACUAUAGAUGAAUAUUAUCUUUGGACGGUUGUACAUCUCACUGACUGGAAUAUUCAAAUUAUGCCAAAUUAAGUCAUUGAUGCAAGUAGGUAGUCUAAAACAAUAAGAAAAUUGGAUUCUAAUUAAAGAUAUUACUAAUUAAUAACUAUGAUUACCUAUGUAUAUAAAUAAUAAAAGAAAGUAAUGUUGUCCAAAUUUCACAA